AUGAAUACAUGUUUUUUUAAAUCUGAUAAAGAUCUUAAUUGUUUAGCCUUUCAUCCGACACUUGAUCUUCUGGUUUCAGGAUCAAUCAACGGCCACCUCGAUAUAUUCAAAUUUGAUGAAAUUGGUGGAGAAUUAGUGAAAGAAUCUUCCAAUUCUACUACACAUUCCAGUUCUGUUAGAAUCUCCAAGUUUUCUCCUGACGGAACAGAAAUCAUGUCGGCAUCUUCUGAUAAGACUGUUUCUCUCACUGAUUUCCACUCAAAUAAAGUAAAAUGGACUGGAAAAGGACACAAGAAUCCAGUUAACUGUGCCUGCUAUAUCAAGGAAUCUAUCCUGGCUUCAGGAGAUGAUGAGGGUGAAAUAAGGAUUUGGGAUACUAGAGCAAAAAGUUCAUGUAUAGGUAAAAUUAACGAGUUUUCUGAUUGUGUUACCGACCUCAUGGUCGGACGUGAUUCUAACGAGCUUAUCGCAACAUGUGCAGAUCAAAUUGGUUGUUUUGACCAUAGAAAGUUCAAAUUGAAGGCUCUUUCUGACAACACAGAUCAUGAGUUUUUAGCCAUGACCCUCGUUAAGAAGGGGAAAAAAGUUAUUUGCGGGACUUCUACCGGUUCCAUUUGUUUUUUCACUUACGGAUUUUGGGGUGACCUUAACGACAUUAUUCCAGUAAAUAAGGAGACUGUGAAUGGAAUCGUAAAGGUAACUGAGGACUUGGUUUGCACUUGUGGAGAUGAUGGAGAAAUAUACGUUGUGCAGUUGUUCCCAAAUAAGGUCUUAGGUAAACUUAAAGACUUCAAAAACCUUGAUGUCAAAGUUCGGUCGACUGAUUCUCUAACUAUAAACCACAACAAUACUCUAUUAGGAUUUCUUGCCAAUUUCGAAUAUGUUUUCCUGACAAGUACCGACGAGGCUAACAGAUUGUUGUCCAAUGAUCAACCGGAUUUUUUUGAUGAAAUUUGA
This is a messenger RNA of Theileria annulata, 957 nucleotides long. RefSeq lists its product as uncharacterized. Lineage: Eukaryota; Apicomplexa; Aconoidasida; Piroplasmida; Theileriidae. The transcript is spliced from 11 exons. The record is from RefSeq and is a predicted model, not a curated record. The coding region runs from base 1 to 957 and encodes 318 amino acids. Gene Ontology annotation, molecular function: protein binding.